UAUAAUUAUUUAGAGUAGAUCACUGGUCAAUUUGUGAAUAAGCAGUAUGAUAAACUUUUUGCAUCCUAUUCUCAAUCCAAAAGUAAUCUGUGAUAAAAGUGCAUUGGGUGGUUACGAGGCUAAGAAUUUAAUUAGUAAAAGUUAUAUAGAGAAGGCUAACGGAUUUUUGGCUUAUACAACUUUUAAGCCACCUAUUGACUUGGAUUUUGAAUUGAUUUGUCCUGUUGAUAUUCACUACAUCAUAAUCAAAAGCACUGUUGGUAAUCAUAGAUCUACUGGACUUGAAAUUCUUGCGAAAUGUUCCGAAAGUUUCGUUUCAAUUGGUAAAUCGUUUCAUGAUGAAGACGGAGUUGUGUUUCUUUCAAACGGUCGAUACACUAAAGACAAAUUGCCACCAAGUUUACCACAAAAUUACCAUAUUUGUUUCUUGAGGAGGGUAGGAAAUGUAUCACAUAAUACUAAAAAUAUCAAGAUCAGAAUAAUAAGGUCAGGUAAAUUUGUACCUUGUUUAGGUUCUAUAGAGGUUUGGGGACAAGUGGCAAGAAGUUGUGCUGAAGUAACAAAAAAUACUGUUGAAACACUGUAUAACAGACAUAAUACAGAUUCUAGUUCCCUUUUAUUGCCUCUGAUAGAGAAUGAAGCCAAUGAAAAGUGUAAAGAUACUGCUUCUGGAAACCAUGAUGGCAUACCUGAGGAUUUCAAAGAUAAUCUUACCUAUGAACUAAUGUCAGUACCUAUGACUCUUCCUAGUGGUAAAACAAUAGAUCAAAGUACAUUAGAUAAACAUAUAUCAUCUGAAAAGCAAUUUGGCAGAAAACCAGGGGACCCUUUCACUGGACUUAAAUUCACAGCAACAUCAAAACCUAUUCUGAAUGUUGCUUUGAAGUGUAGAAUAGACAUGUUUCUACUGAAAAAUUCAUCAGUACCUGAAUAUUUUAAUAAACCACGAACUGUAGGUCGUAAGCAAAGUGCAUCAAGUGAUAAUUGCUGUGAUAAUUAUGUGAAGAAAAUUAAGUUGGAUGAUGGGGAUGAAAUAACGAUUGACACAUUCAAAUUAAAAUUGAAACAAUUCAAAGAAGUCAAAACUAAAUGUUGUGUAGAGUGUGAAAGUUCGGAAGUACUGUUUGUUUUACCAUGUAAACAUAUAUAUUGCAGAAAAUGCUUAAAUGGAAUUUGUGUGUACUUGAAAUGUAAAUGCUGCUCUAAGAGCUUUUCAAGAAGCAAUGUUGAAAGGCUCCAUUUGUAAAUAAAUACUUCUCAAAGUG
Molecule: messenger RNA, 1265 nt
Organism: Coccinella septempunctata (seven-spotted ladybird)
Lineage: Eukaryota; Metazoa; Arthropoda; Insecta; Coleoptera; Coccinellidae
Gene: Ubox5
Product: RING finger protein 37
Exons: 2
Coding region: 47-1246 (399 amino acids)
Biological process (GO): protein polyubiquitination
Cellular component (GO): nucleus
Molecular function (GO): ubiquitin protein ligase binding; ubiquitin-ubiquitin ligase activity
Source: RefSeq, a predicted model, not a curated record